Molecule: messenger RNA, 2249 nt
Organism: Drosophila obscura
Lineage: Eukaryota; Metazoa; Arthropoda; Insecta; Diptera; Drosophilidae
Gene: Polr3C
Product: DNA-directed RNA polymerase III subunit RPC3
Exons: 8
Coding region: 113-1681 (522 amino acids)
Biological process (GO): DNA-templated transcription
Cellular component (GO): RNA polymerase III complex
Molecular function (GO): single-stranded DNA binding
Source: RefSeq, a predicted model, not a curated record
AAUGUAGGAAUGAGAAAAUAUUACAAACGUUCUAUCGAUAUCGAUAGACGAAACAGCUGGAUUCAACGAGGUUUGUUAUUGUCCAGCUGAACGAAUUUUAAAAAAAAAAAACAUGUCUGCGGACUACGCUCAUCUGUGCUCUGCGAUUGUGGAGCAGUGCUUCGGAAAAGUGUCGCAGUCAGUGACUGAUUGCUUGUUCUCAGCAACCACGCGUACAUUGUCGCAAAUCGCGAACGCCACAAAGUUUUCCCGGAAGGAGGUGGGACUAGCACUGUCGGUGCUAAUCAAGUUUCGUUUGGUGAACUUCGAAGCAUCCAAGCUGAAUCCAUUUGUGCCAGAAUAUUCUCUUAGGCGGCCAGAUAUUCUCUGUCUGCUGCGUUACCCGCGGUACAUUCAUAUGGUGCAAACAAAGUAUGGAAAUGUUGGUGCAUCUAUUGCAGAGGAGCUGAUCAACGCGGGCUCGGAUACAGCGAGCGCUAUACUGAUCAAGUGCCUAUCAGAAGGAGAAACCAAGGCGGAUGGUGCCGAAUCCCACCGUAACACCUUUCUUCAAAUGAUAACCGAUCACUAUAUCAUAAAGAGGCCGGAGCUUAUAUUGUCGGAAGAGCAGGAUGAGGUGCUGCCGAAAUUCGAGAGCAACGAGUGUGACUAUUUCAGGCAUCCCAACGUUGAUCUUCAGCUGAUAGAGAAGAUACGAAAAGGCGAAGCAACAUUGGCAGAGGCCGGCGACAGUGCCAUGAUCUGGAACAUCAACUAUGACCGAUUCCAUCAGGACUUUCGGGACUCCAUCAUGAUAGACUCCAUUGAACGCAAGCUGGGGGAAAAUGCUUCCGAGUGCUUUCGUUUCAUAUUGAAGAUAAUGUACAAAACAACGGAUCCCUGGCAGCGCAAACUUUCCAACCAAAUCACUUUUGUGGAUAUUAAACAGACAAUCGAGAAGAAAUCGAACAAUUUGGAUCUUAUGAAGCACUUGGAUCAGUACAUAAGCUUAUUAACUGAUGACUCCCUCGGUUUCCUUCGAAGAGUUGGUGACAUGGGUGGCGGUCUGUAUGUUGUGGAUAUGGAGCACGCAUUUCAAUCGCUUGCUUUUGCGUGCAUUGAGUCUGUGAUUACAGAGCGUUUUGGUUCGAAGGCGGCACGCAUAUUUCGUGUGAUACGCUUCAAGAAAUUUAUAGAACAAGAGGAUUUACAGAAAGAGGCCAUGAUUCCGGCCAAGGAGGCCAAAUCACUGGCCUACAAUUUGUUCCAAGAACAGUUUAUACACGUGAAGGCGAUCAAGAAAGCUGGUGGCGGUGGCAAUGGUCUGGCGAAGUCGUUUUAUCUCUUUCAGAUCAAGGAAAAGGAUUCUGCGAGGAUGUUACUGGACAUUUGCUACAAGUCCCUCUACAACACCAUCGAGCGUUCCAAUUUUGAGAAAAAUGAGCACAAGGGUCUUAUAGAAAAAUCCCAAAGGCUGGACAGCAUUGUGGAGACCAUGAAGGAACGGGGAGAAUCUGACGAAUACAUAGCUGAGAUUGUGGAGACAUUCACACCACCCGAAGUUGAGAUCCUUAAUAAAGUUAAACAUCGCAUAAAGACCUUGUCGAAGGCUGAACUGACCAUGGACCAAACCAUCUUCCUCCUGCAAAUGUAUCAGCAUCAUUGUACAAUUUUACCAACGGGCAUUGGCAAAUAUAAAUAACAAUCGAAGAGCAAACGAAGAAUACGAUUAUUCGAAUCAUCUUAUUUAUUGAAAAAUGCUAAAUUUGUAUUCAACUUCUGGGAUCUCCUGUUUUAGGUUAUUUAAAUAGAAUAUGCUUAAAGAGGUGUAUUAUUCCGGCGUAAUUACGCUACGCUUUCGAUGCACGAUUCGCUGUUCCCGGUGGGCCUUUUGCAAUUUAAUGAAGUGCUGUUGCAGAGCAUCAAAAUCGAUUCCGCUUUUGUAUUCCAGCGAGCUUUGCUCAUCGCUAAGGCAGACACAAAAAACACUGAUUUGGGCACGCACUGAAGACGAUUGCGGAGAGUGUCGAAGGCCUCCGUUUGCGGCAGCAACAUGAGAAUCCCAAACAGAGCGUGUGCCAAAUAUUGUGCAUCGGCGCCAUUGUUCGCUUUCGAUACCAGCGUCAGCCGCAGCGGUGCAAAUAUUGGCGAUUCGAUCAGCUGCACAAGUUUAUCCAGUUCGUUCAGCAGUUCCAGAGUCACUUCAACGUCAGCACUUGAGUGGAGAAGUAAAUGGUAAGCGAAAGGGUUGUACGGAUAUGCCGAAAUUA